Molecule: messenger RNA, 1571 nt
Organism: Neopsephotus bourkii (Bourke's parrot)
Lineage: Eukaryota; Metazoa; Chordata; Aves; Psittaciformes; Psittacidae
Product: granulocyte-macrophage colony-stimulating factor receptor subunit alpha-like
Exons: 9
Coding region: 165-1028 (287 amino acids)
Biological process (GO): cytokine-mediated signaling pathway
Cellular component (GO): external side of plasma membrane; membrane
Molecular function (GO): protein binding; cytokine receptor activity
Source: RefSeq, a predicted model, not a curated record
UCAGCAGGUUAUUGGACAGUUUUUAUUCUCACCUAAGGAGCUCUCUAAUCAACCUGGAUGAGAAUAAUCACGGCAACAGGAUUUCUACCUCACUACUAUUUCCAAACUCCUAACAUGACAAUCUCCUGUGGACAUGUGUCAGGAUUCAGAAUUCUCUAACAGGCAUGAAUGGGACAGCAAUUGAAAAUUUUGUCUGUGUCAUUUUUAAUGUUUCCUUCAUGAAUUGCACUUGGCAUGUGGGCAGGAAUGUUUCAGGAGAUACCCAAUAUUUCCUGUACUGGAAGACCUCAAGGAAAGAAGACUUCACAGGAUGUCAGAAUUACAUCAAAGAUAAUUAUGGAAGGCACACAGGAUGUAGAUUCCAAAAUGUGACAAUAGAAAAUAAGAGAGCUUAUUUCCUGGUAAAUGGUUCUAGAAAUGGACAAAACAUUCAGUCAUAUAAGAAGAUGAUUAUCCUGUACAAAAUUGAAAAACUCACCCCUCCAUCAAAUGUCACUGUGAACUGUACAGAAGCUUCUCAUGGUUGUGAAAUUCAGUGGCAACCACCUCGCACAAGUCAUGUGAAAAGACGUGGUUGUUUCAAAUAUGAAAUUGUCAUAGAAAAUAAGGCUGAUCCUGAGAAAAACAUCAGAAACACAUCUAGAAGAGAAAGCAGCAUCACAGGAAACUCCUAUAUAUUUGAAAGCUUCAGCACAGAAAAAAGGUACAGCGUCAAAAUCAGAGCAACUGACAAUGGCUGUUUAGUGAGCACUAGCUGGGGAGAGUGGAGUACACCUGUAGAGUUUGGAACAAGCCAACUUACAUCUACUUCACCAUAUAUGUUAUCUCUGAUAUCAGUGCUGGCAGCAGGCCUUGUACUUCUUCUCUGCACAGUAAGAUCUUAUUUGAAAAAAGCAUCUGCUACAAUACCACGGCCAAGAGACCCAUUCUAUGAGCUCUGCUCAAUGGAUUUCAAGGCAGAAUUUAAGAGUCAGUCAAUAAUGCAUGAAACUGAAGAAACAAUAGCAAUGAUUGAAGAAGUGACAUAAUGGCAUGCAAGAGAAAGAAGCAACCUGAAUUUUUUCAAACAUGUAUACCUUCUUGAUAAAACACAGCAGUGAGCCAGCUACCUGAAGUAAAUUAACUCUACCUCAGCUGCAACAAGUACAGCAGCAAUUUACAGGUUUUUCAUACAUUUUCCCCCUUGCAAACAGAGAGAAAAAUGUUUCUUGUAGAGGCAAUUCCCCAAUAACCUAUCUUUAAAAGCCUUUCUCUAUUUGAUUGUAUUUUCCAUUAAUAAUUUUUGUUGGUUGGAUUAUUUUUGGUUUUUUCUUAUGUCCAGGUUUCUGAUGGGGUAAUUUUCUCCCUAGUAGCUGGUGCAGUGUUGUGUUUUGGCUUUAGUCUGACAACAAUGCUGAUAACACACUGAUGUUUUAGUUGUUGAUCAGUAGCACUUACCCUGAUCAAGGACUUUUCAGUCUCUCAUGCUCUGCCAGGGAGAAGGGGCAAGGGAAGCCAGGAGGAAGCAGAAACAGGACACCUGACCCAAACUAGCCAAAAGGGUAUUCCAUACCACAGCACAUCAUGCCCAG